Molecule: messenger RNA, 2856 nt
Organism: Schistosoma intercalatum
Lineage: Eukaryota; Metazoa; Platyhelminthes; Trematoda; Strigeidida; Schistosomatidae
Source: the annotation of a GenBank genome assembly
ACUAUUUGAAAUUUUCGAAGGUCGCUGCGUUGGCGGGAUUUGCGGAUGACAGUCACAUCGCGUGAUAAUGAGUAGUGUACAGAUGAAGAACGUGGACAAGGUACUGGAAGUGUCAUCCACUCCAAUACACUCUAGAGGAUGUAAUUCUGGCUAUGAAGAGCAAACGAAGGAUUCGCGUCUCAUAUUAUCAUCAGCUAAGAAAAGAUUGUCUAGUAAAUCAAACUCAGAAACCGGUAGCUUCGACUCAGCAUCAUAUACUGGAUCUAGUUCAGAUGAUGAUGAUGAAGAAAGUCAACAACGUGAAAGUCCAAAGGAACGUUAUUUGAAACCUGGACUUAGAGCUGUAAACUCUAGAGGAUUCAAUGAUUUCUGUGUUCAAAAAAUCCGUCAAGCUUCUUUUGGACGUAGAGAAAUUGAAAUAGCUGAACAAGAAAUGCCUGGUUUGAUGGCAUUAAGAAAGCGUGCUAAAACUGAUCAGCCAUUAAAAGGAGCCAAAAUUCUCGGUUGUACACACGUGACCGCGCAUACAGCUGUACUACUUGAAACAAUGGUAUGUCUUGGCGCUCAAGUUCGAUGGUGUGCUUGUAACAUAUAUUCAACACAGAAUGAAGUGGCAGCAGCGUUAGCUGAGUCCGGUGUUCCUAUUUAUGCAUGGAAAGGCGAAACUGAAGAGGAUUUCUGGUGGUGUAUUAAUCGUUGUAUAUCUGCUGAAGGUUGGAUACCCAAUGUAGUUUUGGAUGAUGGUGGGGACUUAACUCAUCAGCUGCAUAAAAAUUACAAGGAACUACUGUCUGGUAUAUGUGGAAUAGUUGAAGAAAGUGUGACAGGUGUUCAUCGUCUUUAUCAGUACGUGAAAUCUGGCACAUUGGGAGUGCCGGCUAUGAAUAUUAGCGACAGUAUAACAAAAUCAAAGUUCGAUAAUUUCUAUUUGUGCAAAGAAUCAAUUGUUGAUUCUCUUAAACGAACUACAGAUAUGAUGAUCAGUGGUAAGACUGUAUUGGUAUGCGGUUAUGGUGAAGUUGGGAAAGGUGUUUGUCAAGCGUUAAGAGGAUUAGGAGCUUUCGUUUGUAUUUCGGAAAUAGAUCCGAUCUGUGCACUUCAAGCUUGCAUGGAUGGUUAUCGUGUUGUAAAAAUCGACGAAGUUAUACGUUCAGUGGAUAUUGUGGUUACUUGCACCGGGAAUAAAGGUGUCAUUACUCGGGCCCAUAUGGAUCAAAUGAAAAAUGGUUGUGUCGUAUGCAAUAUGGGUCAUUCUAACACAGAAAUCGAUGUUCGAUCUCUUCAAACACCUGAUUUAACAUGGGAGCGUGUUCGAUCACAAGUGGAUCAUGUUAUUUGGAUGGAUGGUAAACGUAUUGUUCUUAUAGCUGAGGGUCGUUUGGCGAAUUUAAGCUGUUCAACUGUUCCAUCGAUUGUUGUCUCUGUUAGCGCCAGUACUCAAAUAUUAGCUUUGAUUGAAUUGUACAAUGCUCCUGCUGGUCGUUAUAAAAAUGAUGUGUAUUUAUUACCGAAAAAAAUGGAUGAAUAUGUCGCAACAUUGCAUCUCCCAUUAUUCAAUGGUCGAAUAACUGAACUCACUGAUGAACAAGCUCGAUAUUUAGGUGUAAAUAAAACAGGACCAUUUAAACCGAGUAACUACAAAUACUAAACUUGUUCUCAUUCUUCGUUUCACCUCAUGCACUGACUGCUGUUACAUUUAUUGGAAAAUGUCUUCCUGUUCGGCAUGUAUACGUUGUAUCCAUUUGAUUUUCGUAGAAAGUAUGGUAGAAUAUUACAUCUAAUGUACUCUAAAUAAAUAUGCUGAAGUAUGAAUUUCUCAUCCUCUUACUCUGUUUAUUCUCAUAACUUUCAAUUACAUUCCAAUAACUAUUGUGUAAAAGAGUUGCUUUGUAUUAAUCUAGUAUAUUUUCAUGUUUCACCGUUAAUUUAACGUAUGUCUUUCCUUGUUAAUCUUCUUUGUAGAUUUAGCGUUAAAAAGAUAAUUUUUUUAUUUUGAUUACAUAUAUUAGUUUGAUUCACCCUCACGGUAAUUCUAUUAUGUGCCUCAUAAAUACACUGAUAUAUUAAUGUUAUCGAAAUGCUAAUUAACCUAGGGUUGUCUUCAAGUAUCACUCUGUGGUGACGCUGUUAUUUUUCCUCCUACUGAUUUCUGUGUCAUUAUGGCGUCCUGUAUCUUUGUUAGUGAAUCCUGUUGAAUCUAUCGAAAUAUUACGUAAUUAGUCGUGUUUUAACUAGUUUCUCUUAAUCAGACAAGCAUUAAUAACUCAUUCAUUAUAAUUCUAAUUGAUUUGUCUUUACCAUGUAUUAUUUUUGUAUCUUUUUCGUGAUUUCCCCUCUUGCGAUUCUAUUUAACCAUUUACUUUCCUCAUUCAUAACAUACAGCGUUCUGUUUGACCUUGUGUAGAAUACAGAUAGUUAUUUAUAGUCUGUAUGUAUCGUCUAUAUGAUACUUGCACUGUUUUUUAUAUUGAAUAUGAUAUGAUUCUACGCACAUUCACAUCAAUUUUAUAAUGGCUGUGGUAAGGACUAGAUCUUUUUUGCUUGUAUCCACGUAUUCUUUAGAAAUGUUACAAUAAGUAAUUCGACAUUCAGUAGUUUGCAGUGUAGAUUACUUUAUCUGAUAUUCAAAUGUUACUUACUUUAUGAACGGUUAUUUUGGAUAGGCUUUUGCGAAUCAAUGUUGAAUAUGUUUGACGAUCUACUGAUGUGUCCAUUAUACGUAACACUAAUGAGAGUUUGAUGAAAAGCCUGUGAUAGAACUCUUAAGUUUUUGUCUAUUAACCUGUUUGUAAAAUAAUAGGGAAACAUCCGGUUUUGUGUCUGACGAUCGUUAAUAAUAUCCGAUAUUAACUUGUA